Molecule: messenger RNA, 4526 nt
Organism: Sinocyclocheilus rhinocerous
Lineage: Eukaryota; Metazoa; Chordata; Actinopteri; Cypriniformes; Cyprinidae
Product: trichohyalin-like
Exons: 3
Coding region: 159-4526 (1455 amino acids)
Source: RefSeq, a predicted model, not a curated record
CUGUCCUCUGAUUGGACGAGCAGUUUCAGCACAACUAGCACCAACUCGGUCAGUGUAGUUCAUAAACAAUUCAUCUUCUUAUCGGCUUCUCGGUUGAAUUAUAAUAUUCUCCGCAGUUCUGAGGAAAUCUCGUCGAAACUGUCUUGAGUUUCGUCUGAAUGGCUGAAGCCUCCGUUACAGACACAUCGAAGUUGAAUCCAGAGUCUGCCGAGUUUGUACCACAAGCUAAACCCAACCAGCCCUACUCUAGGAGAAGUUACAGGCAGCAGCACCACACUCAGGACUGGAGGGCUCAACAUGUUAGGCCUCAUCAUCACUUUAGACAGUCCGAUGCGACUAAGCAUGGUCAAGAUGAGUCUGACAACCCUGCCAGUUAUACAUUACCGCCUCCUGAACUUCCCAUCAGAGGAGACGGAAGAGGUAGAGGAAGAGGAGGAAGACAAAGAGGAGGACGUGGUGAUGGUAGGCGCAUUAAUGACCAUCGUGCUCCGAAUGAGAGAUGGACAAAACCUGGAAGUGAUAACGACUACUCGGGAAGGGACCACGGAGCUUGUGGCCAUGAGCGACCCAACUCACCCACUUCUAAUAGAUCCACGGAUGAGGAGAAGAAAGAAAGAACAACUGUGGAAGCCGACGUAAGAGUGUCUUAUCAAGCUAGCCGACGUAAACAGCCCAAUAAAGCAAGAGUUGAGAGAUCGAUAAAGGAGCCUCAGCCCAAGGACCAAGAGGAGAACAGGGAAAACCAGGCUGAUGCAGGAGACACAAAGCCUGCAGCAGUUCAUGAACAUCCAGAGCCUGAGCAGAGGAACCAUAAGGGAUGGAGAGGUGGAGAUCGCUGCAUGCAGCCCAGUUCCUGGAGGAAAGGGCCGGCCCCUAACCAUGGGAUUGAAGGUAACUGGAGAGAAAGAGAACCUGCUCAGAUCAGAGAGAAGGAGAUGAGAGGUGCAGAAGUUGAGGGCAGAAGACAAGAGGAGUCCAGCAGAAACAGAGGAGCUGCGAGAGGGGAGGAGAGGAGAGGUGCAGAAGUUGAGGGUGGAAGCCAUGAGGAGUUCAACAGGAACAGAGGAGCUGCGAGAGGGGAGGAGAGGAGAGGUGCAGAAGUUGAGGGUGGAAGCCAUGAGGAGUUCAACAGGAACAGAGGAGCUGCGAGAGGGGAGGAGAGGAGAGGUGCAGAAGUUGAGGGUGGAAGCUGUGAAGAGUUCAACAGGAACAGAGGAGCUGCGAGAGGGGAGGAGAGGAGAGGUGCAGAAGUUGAGGGUGGAAGCCAUGAGGAGUUCAACAGGAACAGAGGAGCUGCGAGAGGGGAGGAGAGGAGAGGUGCAGAAGUUGAGGGUGGAAGCCAUGAGGAGUUCAACAGGAACAGAGGAGCUGCGAGAGGGGAGGAGAGGAGAGGUGCAGAAGUUGAGGGUGGAAGCCAUGAGGAGUUCAACAGGAACAGAGGAGCUGCGAGAGGGGAGGAGAGGAGAGGUGCAGAAGUUGAGGGUGGAAGCCAUGAGGAGUUCAACAGGAACAGAGGAGCUGCGAGAGGGGAGGAGAGGAGAGGUGCAGAAGUUGAGGGUGGAAGCCAUGAGGAGUUCAACAGGAACAGAGGAGCUGCGAGAGGGGAGGAGAGGAGAGGUGCAGAAGUUGAGGGUGGAAGCCAUGAGGAGUUCAACAGGAACAGAGGAGCUGCGAGAGGGGAGGAGAGGAGAGGUGCAGAAGUUGAGGGUGGAAGCCAUGAGGAGUUCAACAGGAACAGAGGAGCUGCGAGAGGGGAGGAGAGGAGAGGUGCAGAAGUUGAGGGUGGAAGCCAUGAGGAGUUCAACAGGAACAGAGGAGCUGCGAGAGGGGAGGAGAGGAGAGGUGCAGAAGUUGAGGGUGGAAGCCAUGAGGAGUUCAACAGGAACAGAGGAGCUGCGAGAGGGGAGGAGAGGAGAGGUGCAGAAGUUGAGGGUGGAAGCCAUGAGGAGUUCAACAGGAACAGAGGAGCUGCGAGAGGGGAGGAGAGGAGAGGUGCAGAAGUUGAGGGUGGAAGCCAUGAGGAGUUCAACAGGAACAGAGGAGCUGCGAGAGGGGAGGAGAGGAGAGGUGCAGAAGUUGAGGGUGGAAGCCAUGAGGAGUUCAACAGGAACAGAGGAGCUGCGAGAGGGGAGGAGAGGAGAGGUGCAGAAGUUGAGGGUGGAAGCCAUGAGGAGUUCAACAGGAACAGAGGAGCUGCGAGAGGGGAGGAGAGGAGAGGUGCAGAAGUUGAGGGUGGAAGCCAUGAGGAGUUCAACAGGAACAGAGGAGCUGCGAGAGGGGAGGAGAGGAGAGGUGCAGAAGUUGAGGGUGGAAGCCAUGAGGAGUUCAACAGGAACAGAGGAGCUGCGAGAGGGGAGGAGAGGAGAGGUGCAGAAGUUGAGGGUGGAAGCCAUGAGGAGUUCAACAGGAACAGAGGAGCUGCGAGAGGGGAGGAGAGGAGAGGUGCAGAAGUUGAGGGUGGAAGCCAUGAGGAGUUCAACAGGAACAGAGGAGCUGCGAGAGGGGAGGAGAGGAGAGGUGCAGAAGUUGAGGGUGGAAGCCAUGAGGAGUUCAACAGGAACAGAGGAGCUGCGAGAGGGGAGGAGAGGAGAGGUGCAGAAGUUGAGGGUGGAAGCCAUGAGGAGUUCAACAGGAACAGAGGAGCUGCGAGAGGGGAGGAGAGGAGAGGUGCAGAAGUUGAGGGUGGAAGCCAUGAGGAGUUCAACAGGAACAGAGGAGCUGCGAGAGGGGAGGAGAGGAGAGGUGCAGAAGUUGAGGGUGGAAGCCAUGAGGAGUUCAACAGGAACAGAGGAGCUGCGAGAGGGGAGGAGAGGAGAGGUGCAGAAGUUGAGGGUGGAAGCCAUGAGGAGUUCAACAGGAACAGAGGAGCUGCGAGAGGGGAGGAGAGGAGAGGUGCAGAAGUUGAGGGUGGAAGCCAUGAGGAGUUCAACAGGAACAGAGGAGCUGCGAGAGGGGAGGAGAGGAGAGGUGCAGAAGUUGAGGGUGGAAGCCAUGAGGAGUUCAACAGGAACAGAGGAGCUGCGAGAGGGGAGGAGAGGAGAGGUGCAGAAGUUGAGGGUGGAAGCCAUGAGGAGUUCAACAGGAACAGAGGAGCUGCGAGAGGGGAGGAGAGGAGAGGUGCAGAAGUUGAGGGUGGAAGCCAUGAGGAGUUCAACAGGAACAGAGGAGCUGCGAGAGGGGAGGAGAGGAGAGGUGCAGAAGUUGAGGGUGGAAGCCAUGAGGAGUUCAACAGGAACAGAGGAGCUGCGAGAGGGGAGGAGAGGAGAGGUGCAGAAGUUGAGGGUGGAAGCCAUGAGGAGUUCAACAGGAACAGAGGAGCUGCGAGAGGGGAGGAGAGGAGAGGUGCAGAAGUUGAGGGUGGAAGCCAUGAGGAGUUCAACAGGAACAGAGGAGCUGCGAGAGGGGAGGAGAGGAGAGGUGCAGAAGUUGAGGGUGGAAGCCAUGAGGAGUUCAACAGGAACAGAGGAGCUGCGAGAGGGGAGGAGAGGAGAGGUGCAGAAGUUGAGGGUGGAAGCCAUGAGGAGUUCAACAGGAACAGAGGAGCUGCGAGAGGGGAGGAGAGGAGAGGUGCAGAAGUUGAGGGUGGAAGCCAUGAGGAGUUCAACAGGAACAGAGGAGCUGCGAGAGGGGAGGAGAGGAGAGGUGCAGAAGUUGAGGGUGGAAGCCAUGAGGAGUUCAACAGGAACAGAGGAGCUGCGAGAGGGGAGGAGAGGAGAGGUGCAGAAGUUGAGGGUGGAAGCCAUGAGGAGUUCAACAGGAACAGAGGAGCUGCGAGAGGGGAGGAGAGGAGAGGUGCAGAAGUUGAGGGUGGAAGCCAUGAGGAGUUCAACAGGAACAGAGGAGCUGCGAGAGGGGAGGAGAGGAGAGGUGCAGACGGUGAGGGUGGAAGCCGUGAGGAGUUCAACAGGAACAGAGGAGCUGCGAGAGGGGAGGAGAGGAGAGGUGCAGAAGGUGAGGGUGGAAGCCGUGAAGAGUUCAACAGGAACAGAGGAGCUGCGAGAGGGGAGGAGAGGAGAGGUGCAGAAGGUGAGGGUGGAAGCCGUGAAGAGUUCAACAGGAACAGAGGAGCUGCGAGAGGGGAGGAGAGGAGAGGUGCAGAAGGUGAGGGUGGAAGCCGUGAAGAGUUCAACAGGAACAGAGGAGCUGCGAGAGGGGAGGAGAGGAGAGGUGCAGAAGGUGAGGGUGGAAGCCGUGAGGAGUUCAACAGGAACAGAGGAGGUGCAAGAGGGAAAAGGCCACUACUGCAGAAUCCAGGGCCGAGGAGAGGUGGAGGUCCAGAGCGACGGACCGGACCGGUGAAGCGCAUGGAGCCUCCCAAAAGCAAAGAAACCCAGACAGGUUGUCUAAUUGAGCAGCUGACGGAGGAGAAGUAUGAGUGUAUGGUCUGUUGUGAAGUGAUUCGGGUCAUGGCUCCGGUUUGGAGCUGUCAGAGCUGUUUCCAUGUAUUCCACCUUAACUGCAUCAAGAAAUGGGCUCGCUCACCUGCAUCUCAAGCUGAUGGUACGUCAACUGCCUCUCACCUAUGA